GUUGUCCGUUGGCCCCCGGGCGAAGGCGGUUGCCUGGGUGAUAGCGGAUCGUGGAUAACGCUCCGCGCCCCGGGGCCGCAGCACUGAUUCUUGGGGUUGAGUCAUAGGGCGCCAUCCCAAGGUUUGCAGAGCCUCAGAGGGUCUAGAAUACUGAGGUGGGAGGCGCUUUCGCUUUAGGGUGCGUGUGUAUGGAUUGGCCCUGACGCGUCCUUGUCGCGGAGAGAGAUGCCAAGGCGCAGGAGCCUGUUUACCUGAGGUUACUCCGCCUCGGGUCUAGCUCCAGGAUCUCGGGUCUUCUUCCGCACCAUCCGGGAGCUGCUUGAGCAGGGUCGGCGGUUAGAGCCGGAGGCCACGGACUCACAGCGGGUGUGGCGCACGCGUGAGGACGGGAUGCCGAGCCGUUGUCCCGGGGUCGCGGGGCCGCCCGCCUUGGCCCGGGCGGAAGGCGGCGAAGGAUCAGCUGGACAUCCUUAUCACCAGACUUCCAAAGGCACUGGCGAGCAGCAUAAAGCAGACAGAAUCAAGGAGGGACACAGAGUGUACUUACACAUCGCCAAACUGCAGGAGUUAUGGAAAACUACUCAAAUCCAAACAAUUCCUAUCCCUAAAUCAAUGACAGAUGCGUCUUUUCUAAAGCAUCCAGAGCUCACCUUGGGCCAGAAGCGCUACCUGUGCAGCAUUGCUAAGAUCUGUAACUCCAGCUAUCUGAGGACCUUAAUGAAGAGGCAGUACAUGCAUCUAUUUCAUCAUGGGUCACAAAAGCCAGGUGUCCUCGCUCACCACAGAGGCCACAUCAGCUCUCGCUACUCACAGAAGCAGCACUCCCCCUGUACUACAUGGAGACACCAUCUGGAGAGAGAAGACUCUCUGAGCAUUGCAGCUGAAACACCUGAAAUGAUCAUACAUUCCCUUUGGAGACCCCUGAGACACAAAGAAGGGUUAAAAAUUGGAUAUGCAUCUAAAACAAGAUGCAAGUCCCUGAAGAUUUUUAGAAGACCAGGCAGACUGUUCUUGCUACCAGUUUCUUCUAAUGAUUAUCAACCAUGCAUGAAUGAAGAAACAAAGGAAGAGGAUCUGCUGAAUAAGUGCAUGCAGUCCAUGUCCAUUCACGAACAAGGCCCAUCUCACGUCAGCCUGACAGUCUAGUCCUCCACGCCAAGGUCAGCCAUCAGCUAAUAUCCAGAUGCUGAGCAGGAGUGGACAGGGAAGAGUUGGGACCAUGUACGGGAUAGCGCUAGUAGUUGCUAGUAUGUUAUUUUGGUUGAGAAAUUUAUAAUAGCCUUCUUCACCUAAUAUAUUUCUGUGUUAUAUCUGUAUAAUGUAUGCUUAUUUCUAGCUAGAACAAUUAAAGUUUUACUUGCCACAUAAAA
Grammomys surdaster is the source of this 1370-nucleotide messenger RNA. It is a transcript of the gene Fam216a, whose product is annotated as family with sequence similarity 216 member A. The transcript has 7 exons. The coding region runs from base 391 to 1146 and encodes 251 amino acids. The record is from RefSeq and is a predicted model, not a curated record. Lineage: Eukaryota; Metazoa; Chordata; Mammalia; Rodentia; Muridae.